This is a messenger RNA of Seminavis robusta, 1189 nucleotides long. NCBI's taxonomy places the organism in Eukaryota, Bacillariophyta, Bacillariophyceae, Naviculales, Naviculaceae. The record is from the annotation of a GenBank genome assembly.
ACUCAGCAAACACCUCUUACUGGAUUACGACCACGACCUCGACACAAUUCAAUUCGUUCCUGAUUCGAUUCGAUUCCUUCCAAAGCCUCGUCUUGCUAUUAGUAGCAUUGUUCCUACCGUACUACUACCAAACUUAAAACGACCCUUCUUGACAAGUACGAUGAACGAAGACGAAAUAAGGGACGAGUGGAUCCGCACCGGAGACGGAAUGGACGACGAAGAGGACGAGGAAUCGCUUCGUGGGGACAAUGAGGAGGAAGAGGCCAUGGAAGACCAAGCCAUGAUGGAGGAGGAGGAAGACGAGGAGGAAGACGAAAACCACAUUGUCCGUCUGCUGCAAUUGCCGCGUCUGGAUGAUCAGGACAAUGGCACCAUGACGCUCACGCAGGAAGAGCACGGGUGGGCGUGUCAAUUGAAACAAAAAGUGAUGGAAACUACAUGUACUGCGAGUGAUGAUGAUCAGUCUCCUCCACUGACGCCCCUGACGGACAUGGAAAUUGCGCAGUACGCGCUCGUGUCGGGAGGCGAUGUGCCCAAUGCCAUGAAGCGAAUUCAAGCCAUGCAAGCAUUUCGUAGUACCUACGGGAUUCAUCAUUCUCCCGAACAAGGAGUCGAAGCCAUUGGCACAUUCCUGGAACAACAAGCGGGCUUGAUUCUCUGUUUUGAUGUCGAUACCGUCACGUGGGAUGGAAUACGAGUUGUCGAUGUGGGAGCGCUCAAUCCAGCCGCCGCCGUGGCAUCCGAAGACACUUGGCGAAUUUUCAUUCGCGGCGACUAUUACUUGUAUUACACCUGUCAACCAACAUUGGCAACGAUUCGACGCGGCAAUCACACCAUGAUGGACUUUUCCGAAUUUAGUUGGAAACAAUGGAAUAUGGAACUCCAAUAUCGAUUCUGUGCAGAAAUGUUCGCUCAGUAUCCCAUCAAAUUUCGACAAUUACUCUGUUUCAAUACCGGCACAGUCGCCAAUGUCUGUUGGUCACUGGUGCGACGCUUGUAUCCGACAUCGUUGACGAAUGUACUGGAAUUGGGCUGUGAAGUGCCGUGUCAAUUCGGAGAUGAUUUUCCAAAACCAUUGGCACACCAGUACUUGCAACCGUCUCUGCAAGAAGCCUACUGCCGGCAACUCUUGCGCGCCAAGGAUCUAUUGUCGUUGCGCGCCAAGAACGAACAGUUGUUUCGACUGUGA